Scaptodrosophila lebanonensis is the source of this 1539-nucleotide messenger RNA. It is a transcript of the gene Uba3, whose product is annotated as nedd8-activating enzyme E1 catalytic subunit. Gene Ontology annotation, cellular component: cytoplasm; nucleus. Gene Ontology annotation, biological process: protein neddylation. The coding region runs from base 91 to 1443 and encodes 450 amino acids. The record is from RefSeq and is a predicted model, not a curated record. NCBI's taxonomy places the organism in Eukaryota, Metazoa, Arthropoda, Insecta, Diptera, Drosophilidae. Gene Ontology annotation, molecular function: NEDD8 activating enzyme activity. The transcript has a single exon.
GCCACCUUGUUAAGUCGGAAUUGCAGCCAAUUAGCGGCAUUGAAUAAUAAAUUUGCGCAUAUUUUGUUUGAAACAAAAAGAGUACAAGUCAUGUCAGCUACGUCACCGAAUCCCUCAUUGGGACUUCAAAGCAAGCGCUGGAACGGCUUGCGUAACAUACUGGAGCGUGAAGGUCCCUUUUGUAAAGACGAUUUUUCGCCAUCUCCAGACAACUUAGAAUUUUUGCAAACGAAAUGCAAAGUUCUUGUCAUUGGUGCCGGUGGUCUUGGCUGUGAGCUGUUGAAGGAUCUGGCUCUCAUGGGCUUUGGCGAUCUGCAUGUCAUCGACAUGGACACAAUAGAACUGUCGAAUCUCAAUCGACAGUUCCUCUUCCGUCGAUCGGAUAUUGGUGCCUCCAAGGCAGAGUGCGCGGCACGAUUUAUACAAAAUCGCCUGCCUACGUGCCGCGUGACGCCACACUUUGCGAAAAUUCAGGACUUUGAUGAUACAUUCUACCAGCAGUUCCACAUUAUUGUCUGUGGCUUGGACUCGAUUGUAGCACGUCGCUGGAUCAAUGGAAUGUUGCUGUCCAUGCUGCGGUACGAUUCGGACAACACCAUUGAUGUGUCAUCGAUUAUACCCAUGAUUGAUGGCGGCACCGAGGGCUUCAAGGGCAAUGCCCGUGUCAUAUUGCCUGGAUUUACAGCUUGCAUCGAAUGCACCCUCGACUUAUUUCCACCACAAGUAAAUUAUCCGCUUUGUACAAUAGCAAAUACUCCUCGCCUACCGGAGCAUUGCAUUGAGUACGUAAAAAUCAUACAAUGGGAUAAGGAGAAUCCCUUUAAUGUGCCCCUCGAUGGCGAUGAUCCGCAGCACCUGGCCUGGGUUUAUGAGCGUGCGUUAGAACGUGCCAAUCAGUUUAAUAUCACGGGUAUCACAUAUCGUCUGGUUCAGGGUGUUAUCAAGCACAUUAUUCCGGCGGUGGCCAGUACCAAUGCGGUUAUUGCGGCUGCCUGUGCCACCGAAGUGUUCAAAAUAGCCACCAGCUGCUACGACAGCAUGGCCAACUAUCUUAACUUCAAUGAUCUGGAUGGCAUAUACACGUACACCUAUGAGGCGGAGAAAUCUGAUACCUGUUUGGCUUGCAGCAAUGCUCCACAGGUGCUACCCAUUGAAGAUCCAAACACCACAACUCUGGAAGAUGUAAUAAAAUUGCUGUGUGAAUCGGCACGUUUUCAGCUCAAAAGUCCGGGGCUGACAACAGUUUUUCAAGAUGGCAAAAAGAAGACCCUUUAUAUGGCCAAUGUGAAAAGCAUCGAGGAAGCGACUCGUAAGAAUCUGACGCAGUCGUUAGGGGAGCUUGGCUUGCAGGACGGACAGCAGUUGACCGUGACGGAUGCGACAUCACCAACGGCCAUGACUCUGCAGCUUAAAUAUCAAACCAAUGAGAUCGAGAUGAAUUAGCGAUAUUUAAUUAUAGACAAUUUUUAGGUUCAACCAGUAUCUACACACAUUUAAAAAUAAACAAAAAAGGCUACGCUUUGACUGUAUACUCAUUAA